Molecule: messenger RNA, 1242 nt
Organism: Cynocephalus volans (Philippine flying lemur)
Lineage: Eukaryota; Metazoa; Chordata; Mammalia; Dermoptera; Cynocephalidae
Gene: NINJ1
Product: ninjurin 1
Exons: 4
Coding region: 67-525 (152 amino acids)
Biological process (GO): cell adhesion; tissue regeneration
Cellular component (GO): membrane
Source: RefSeq, a predicted model, not a curated record
GGGACGGGAGGCGGAGGCGGGCGCUCUCAGGCCCGGAGCGAGGCGGGCGGCCCGGGCGGCCGCACCAUGGAGUCGGGCCCCGAGGAGUACGAGCUCAACGGCGACCUGCGCCCAGGCUCCCUGGGAUCCCCGGACGCCUCGCCACCCCGCUGGGGCUGGAGGAACCGGCCCAUCAACGUGAACCAUUACGCCAACAAGAAGAGCGCGGCUGAAAGCAUGCUGGACAUUGCUCUGCUGAUGGCCAACGCGUCCCAGCUGAAGGCUGUGGUUGAGCAGGGCCCUGCCUUUGCCUUCUUUGUGCCCCUGGUGGUCCUCAUCUCCAUCUCCCUGGCGCUGCAGAUCGGCGUGGGGGUGCUGCUCAUCUUUCUGGUCAAGUACGACCUUAACAACCCAGCCAAGCACGCCAAGCUGGACUUCCUCAACAACCUGGCCACAGGCCUGGUGUUCAUCAUCGUGGUGGUCAACAUCUUUAUCACGGCCUUUGGGGUCCAGAAGCCCAUGGUGGAUGUGGCGCCCCAGCAAUAGGGCACUCAGAACCUGGAUUGCACCUGCCCAGCCCAGCCACCCAGACCCCAGGAGCUGCCGUGCCCUUGAACUGUCCACCUCCCUACACGUGGCACUCCCCAAAACUGUCAGAGCCCAGGCCAGCCUCUGCUGGGCCAUGUCCCAGGAUGAGCUGCUGCUCCAACUGCGACUGCCGUACAGAAGGCCACGUCUGUCUCUUGGCUGCUUUUCCCAGGAGGCAGCUCCCUCCUGGCGUGUGGGGGCUAGCCACAGGGUCUGGAAGGUCAGAACUGGACAGCCCAGAGAACUGUGCCCAGCUAAUAGUCGUACCUGCCCAAGGACAUGCAGCAGGUCUGUGGAUGGGCUGGAUGAGGGGACAGGGACGACCUCUGUCUCAGAACAUUCCAGAAGGACAAGGAGAUGCCGCUCCCCUGCCAAUGCACCAGCAUCCCCAUCUCUCAUGGGGCCUGCCACGGUCGUCUUGGUGAUCCUGGCUCUGCCCACUUCCUAUCCCAGAGAUGCUGGGCAGCCAGCACUGCCUUUUGGCCCCAGUGGUGGCCACUGUGUCCGGUCUCAGUGCUUGGGCUUGGUGACCAUCAAGAGGGAAGUGGGGCCACAGGCCCCGCAUACACUCUUCACCAGCAGUGACCGAGCAGAGCCCCAGCCCCCUCUGCGGGGCUCCAAGCCCCCAUUUUUCUAAUCAUGAAUAAUCAAUAAAGCUCACACUCCCCCUUGUAA